Molecule: messenger RNA, 1231 nt
Organism: Lolium perenne
Lineage: Eukaryota; Viridiplantae; Streptophyta; Magnoliopsida; Poales; Poaceae
Source: RefSeq, a predicted model, not a curated record
ACAGUGCGUUGCUGCCAGGCAGCCAUCCUCCAUUGAAUUAUUUGCCACACUGGAUUAUAUUUAUAUCUCCUACCCUGGGUAGCUGCCUAUCAAGUUUUUGUUCCAAACUUGUCUCUCCCCCUUGCAUUCAGAGGAAGGAAGGAAGAAAUCGAGAUGGGUCGAGCUCCGUGCUGUGACAAGGGGAGCGUGAAGAAAGGGCCAUGGUCACCCGAGGAGGACAGGAAGCUCAGGGAGUACAUCCACAGCUAUGGAACCGGCGGAAACUGGAUCGCGCUCCCCACCAAAGCUGGGCUGAGGAGGUGCGGGAAGAGCUGCCGUCUGCGCUGGCUCAACUACCUGCGGCCAAACAUCAAGCACGGCGGCUUCUCCGACGAGGAGGACCGGGUGAUCUGCGGCCUGUUCGCCAGAAUCGGGAGCCGGUGGUCCGUCAUCGCCGCGCAGCUCCCCGGGAGGACGGACAACGACAUCAAGAACUACUGGAACACCAAGCUCAAGAAGAAGCUGCAUCUCCUCAUCGCCGCCGCAGCUGGCGGCCUACCAGUACCAGCUCCUUCCCCUCCUCCACCAGCGGUAGUGCACCCCUGCGGCGGCUUCUUCCUCGAGCAGCAGCACCACCACGCUACUUCUGCUGCAUCUUCAGGGCUUCUCGUGUCUGGCUCGCCGUCCCUGUGCUCCGUCGACAAUGGCGGACUCUACUUUGACCUCUCCACCUACGGCAACGGCAUCAUCAGAAACGACAGCAGUGCGGUUGGCCUGGAGAGCUUCGUCUGCAGUGGCUUGCAGUUGCAGCAGCAGGAUACCACGCAAGGUAGCCACCACCUGUUUCCAGAAGCAGCCGAGAAUGGCACGGGCCACAACGUGAUGACAGGCGACGGCCUGCUGCUGGAUCAUCAUCAACGACGGCAGUACUACGGCGAAAGCAGCAACAGCAGCUACGAGCACGAGCAGAAGCCAUUGAUGAUUCUGCCGAGCGGAGGUAGGCGCGGCAGCUUCUUCUACGGUGACUGUGAGGCGGCCGACGGUGCAACCCAGUUGAUGGAACGACUAGCUUGGUAGACAUUGAUAAUUUGCAUGCUUGCAUGCAUGAUGCAUGCAUUCAUGGCCACCAAUCCCAAGAUAAAUAUGAUAUCGUGCAUAAUGCUAAUUUAUUUUCUAUUUUCUAUUAUGUGGUGGUGUGUUGUAAUUGUCACUUGCUCUGAGUGUUGUCCGGUUUGUAAUGUUAAGCGAUUCC